GCAGGAAUGGUCAAUCGCACGAAUUGGAAUUCACUAGCAUUGGGACGUCGUCUCACCCGCCUCAAGACAGCACAAGAGGAGGGCGAGACUGGGCUGGAGGCUGAGAUUGCCGAGAUUGAAAGCACAAGGGCCGAACAAAUACGGGCGAAGAAUACUGAACUGAUCAGAAAGCGUCGUGCGGAAGAAGCAGAGUUAGAAGAGCGCGCAAGGCAGACGCAGCUUCCGAGUAGCGAUGACAGGCGUUUUGAAGGCCUAUACUUAUGACCCAUGGAAUGACCCUUCACUCCAGACUUAUUUCGCUCGCGCGCGUCC
This is a messenger RNA of Protomyces lactucae-debilis, 312 nucleotides long. RefSeq lists its product as uncharacterized. Lineage: Eukaryota; Fungi; Ascomycota; Taphrinomycetes; Taphrinales; Protomycetaceae. Bases 7 to 264 code for a protein of 85 amino acids. The transcript has a single exon. The record is from RefSeq and is a predicted model, not a curated record.